Cinara cedri is the source of this 4287-nucleotide messenger RNA. The record is from the annotation of a GenBank genome assembly. Lineage: Eukaryota; Metazoa; Arthropoda; Insecta; Hemiptera; Aphididae.
UGCAUAACCAAAUAGAAUAAAAACAAGAAGUUUUAUAGUUGAAAACAGAACAUUAUGAACUACAGCGAUGGCAGUAAAAAAAUUCAAGUUCAACCGGUGUCAAACCAAUGGGGUAAUUCAUUUUUAAUUAACUAUAUAUGAAGAUAUAAAUUUUAAUAAUUUCUUUAAUUAUUUUUUAUUGAUUUAUUAAGUUAACCGAGGUUUUAAGUACGUUAAAGCCAUACAAGAAAAGGAAGAAAUGCAUGAAAAUGAAAUAGUGGACAAAAGAUUGAAUUCGGAACCCAAGUAAUAACAAAAUCACAAAUUCACACUAUUAGUUAUAAUUAGCAAUUAUUAUUAUUUUAUAUAAUUGAUACUACCAUUUUCAUGAUUUACAUUUAACCACAAGUCUAACAAAAAAAAAAAAAAUUAGAACAAAAAAUGUUUGAUAAAACUGUUUAUCAGAUUUUAUAAUUCGCACUGUUGAAUAUAAAGAUUUUAUAAUUCGCACUGUUGAAUAUAAAAUGACAAUCUACUAUUAAUUUUACAAAAUCCAUACUAUCUCUCACAGAAACAAAAAAUUAUGCAUGUAUUAGAAUCCAUAUCAAAUGGAUUUUAAUAGCAUUAUUAUAUUUCCAUAUGAAUAACAUAAUACAUUGGUAAUUCAUUACAAAAUAAUGACUUAUACUCGUUAUAAGGUUACUAUAAAUACAAUUCUGCUUAUUGUAGCUAGUUUGUUAGAUGAUUACAAUAUUUUCUUACUACAUGAUUUCAAUUUUAUUAAUUGAUUCUUUUGAUUUGUAGUUCCAACUGGAUGAAGUUAAAUUGUUAUUCAACCCCAGGCUUAAGUUUAAAUAAUUUGUCUCCAGAAGCAGGUAAUUUACUCUCAGUUAAAAAUGUCAAUAUGUUUUUAUAAUCGAAAAAUUAAUGUUUUAGUUAUUUUUACUUUACUUGGUCCAUUAUAUCAACAUUCAACAGAAGAAACUGAAAAUGCAGAGCCAGAAAAUCAAAUGGUUAAUGAUUUGAAUGUUUUAUCUCCUAAAUUAGGUAAUCAAUUUUUUUUUUUCUUUUCUUGAAAUGUAUUGAAAAUUUCUACAAUACUAAUAACAGUGGUUUGAUUUUUCUCUUGGUGGUCUAAACAAGUUUAUUCUACAUCUGUUGAUUAAUAUUUGACAUUCACUAUGUAUGCACACCAGUAUAUUUUAUUUACUCUAUUCUAGCCAAUUAUAUUUUUCUUCAUAUCUAUUUGUACACUUCAUGGAUUUUAUCUAUCAUCAGAAGGAAUUUCAUCUGCAUAAAUUUAGAAGCUUUAAUUAGGAGUUAUUUAGUUUUGUAAAGAGUAGCUAUCUCUUCUACUUAUUUAUAAUAGAUUCUAGAAAAUAUAAUACUUUUUUUUUUUUUAAAAAGCCUUAACAUUUUUCUUUAAAAUUCUUUUUAACUUUCAUUGGCAUAAACAUUAUUUUAUGAAUGGUGGUUGUAUAAGAAUCUAGAAUGAAAACAGUAAAAUAUAUUUUUACAUUUCAUAUUUUUUUAUUUUAAUUUUAUUUCGUCUUUUUUAACCCAGUUCACAUGAUCAAAUAUUUGGCCAAAUUAUCUAUAACUCUUUAGUGAUUGUUUAAAUAUAACCCGUGUAAAUUUGCACAAUAAUUACUAUAGGUAGUAGCAUUGAUUAUUGAUUUCUAAUCAAGAUGCAGUUAAUAUUUCAUUAACAUCAUGAUACUAAGUCAUUAGGAUAUUCUUGUAUUAGAGUUACACCAUGAAUUAUAACUGUGAAAAAUUAAUUAAACUAUAUAAAUUAUGGAAACUAAGGAAAUUGUUUAAAAAUAAACUUUCAAGGUUAAAAACUAAGUAAAUAAGUAGGUAAUUAUAUAAGUAUCUUAGUGCCUACUUUAACUUUCUAUGUCGUAUACAUUAGUAUUUGAUUCAGAAAGUAGGGAGCGAUCUAUUGGUUUUACUAUGAUGUGUGUGUCGUGUGUGUAUUAUAAUUAAAGAUAUAAUAAAAUAAUUUAUUUUACCAAGAACCCAAAAUCAUAAAUGUAAAUAAUUCGUCACCACAAGUUUUUAGUGGUAGGUACCUACCAAUCUGUUCGGUGUUCAGUCUAGCAAUACACACUUUUACUCUCUUCAAUGUCAUUGAAAACUAAUUUGAUUUUAUUUAAAGUUUUCUAUAGAUAAUAAAAUGUAAUAAAUAAUAAUUGUAAUUGGAGUACAAAAUACGACAAUGCCUUUGUACAAAAUGUAUAAAUUAUAUUUUAUAAUUAUUAUAUUACUCGUCUGUUAAACGGAAAAUAAAAUUAUUUAAAGAAAAAUUAUAACCAAUAUAGAUUUAAUAGAAAAUGCUUUAAAAGAAAUCAACGAGGAGUGCGUUAGAGCCGAUGUUGAUAUAGAAGAUUUCAUUGCGUUUGACAAUAAAUUAGAAACGCAUCAAACUUACGAUUCCGUGUCUUUUUUAGAAGAGGAAAAAGAAAAAGAAAAUAAUGAUGAUGAUAAUGACAGUAAGACCAACGAUAAGCCAAAAAUAAAAGAUUUUAAAACCGCAAUCUCAUAUUUAGAAGAAUUACAAAAAUUUUCAAUCAUGAUUUCAAAUUCAAAUCUAUUAGAACUGACAACCAAAGCCCGAGAAUGUGCUAAACACGCUGCUUGCUCUUAAUCACAAAAAGCAAUCUAAUAUUAAAAAUUAUUUUUCUAAAUUAUAAAAAAAGUACAAAUUUGUUACUGAUAAUGAAUUUCUAAUUAGAAACACUUAUUAUAAUAUUAAUUUAUUUAUUUUGUAUUUAUAUAUUAAUUUACUAUAUUUAAUUUGUUAUCAAUCUAAUAAUCUAAUAUUUGACAAAACUGUCAAAUAUUUUAGAGAUUGUGUGAUCCUAGCUUUACUAACAAAAUUUUGGUAAUACAAAGAAUAUAAAUAUCUCAUUUAAUGAUAUAUUAAAGCGUUAUAAUGUGGCUACUACUUGUUUGAAGAGUUAAGAAACUUGUAAUUCAAUUCACAAUUGUAAAUAUUCUUCGGUUGAACAAAAAAAAAAAAUUGUUACCUAUAACUAAUUUCAAAUGAGAAGUAUUUUAGAUUUAUAGUUCAGCUGAAUAAACUUUUUUACCAAGGGGCGGUUUUCAACUGUCAUUAAUACUGUCAACUAUCCAAAAAUUAGUUAAGCUAGUUUAAUUUUGUGACUAAAGUUACGAUUUUGGCUGUUCUCUUACUUUAAUAAUAUACUACUAAGGUUUGUUUUGAGUAGCUGGUGCUCUCAACUACUUGAAUAUUAGUUGUCAUUACAUCACUUGGACUUUCUCAUAGAUCAUACAUAUUUUUUAAUAAUUCUAGUAAAUAAUGUAUCAUUACCAUUAUCAUCACCAUUACCUAUCUAUCACAUACCCAUAAUCUUGUAUUUUGUUUUUCAAUUGUUUGUUACACUUUUUCUGCAAGUAGGUAGGUAUUUUGACACUUUCUAUCAACAUAGAAUAUGAAUAUUGAAAUUUAAAAUCGUCUUCCAUUAACUCAUUGGUAGGUACUAUAUGUGUGUACCCAUAAUCUCAUUUUAUUUAACAGUUUACCUUAGGGAUAGUAUAAAAAAUCAGUUAAGUCCUACUAACCAUCAGUUACAAGCCAAUGAAAACCCAGUCCUAUGACGUGUUAAAUUUUAUAGUAGGUAUGGUUUAUAAUUCAUAAUUCACUUCGUUAUUUGGAUAACCGGUUUGGCAAAACAAUUUUACAUUUAACGGUAUGACUUAUUAGUAUACAAUGCUAUCUGAAUUAAUGAGAUAAUAUAAGUAACUAGAUUAAACUUGAACUUCAUAAUAUGCAGGAGUCAUAUUAUACUGAUUUGGGGACCCAUAGGGAAAUGUUUAUAUUUAGUGGCAAUUCAAAAAUUCAAUUAAUUAUGUUAUUUAGGCUACUAAUAUUUUAUUAAAUGAUACAUCUACAAUCCCUGACUAAGCAAAUUUGUAACAUACACUUGGGAUAAGACCACAACAUUCUGUAAAAAUAUGGGCACAACAGAAACUAACAACAUAAAAAUGUGCAUGUAUUAUACUCUAUUCUCAUUAUCAAUACCUAUUUCAAUGACAUUAAUUUUUGUAAAAUUACUAGUUUCAGUAGAUGUUUCAAGUUCAAUAAUACAAAAAAUGGUCAAUGAAGGACUAAAAGAAAAUGAAAAAUCCUCCGAUGACGUUAGUAAUGAAACAGAUAUUUCGAUACUAGUUGAGGCUAAUUCUAGUGAUCCUAAUAAAUCACGAAAAUGGUGGCAAAAGGUUACAAGGAUUACUAAAAUUACUACAAUAACCAAGGUAAAAGAAAUACAAACACCUGAAUAA